AUGCCGAAGAAGAAAAGAGAUUACUCAAGUUGCGAGAGUGAUUUUAGCAACUGUAAACCACUUAAGUCCCGUCAGAAGGUAAGACAAGAAAAAUUUGACGAAGUGGUCAGUAUGUUAGAGGUUUUCUUUUUCGCUGUUUCCAGACAUGUUCGGCUGACAUUGGAGUACUCUGCAUGUGCCCGGCAGUGGAAAUUUUCUCAUUUUCUACUUUGCUUUGUUUUACUCUUGGCCCUGGCCUACAUGAAACUUACCUAAUCUACCGGACUGCGAAAAGAAAAGCUGAUCUUGUCCGGCCGCAGCCGCCGGCCUCCCGCGACUACUGAGGUUUUCCGUGACGUGUGAUGGGUCCCAUCCUCGGAGACCCAGGGGGAGUAAGUCGGGUUGGGAGAAAGGACGGGACGAAAGUUUUCAAGUACGGGUGAAAGAGCCCCUGGGUACCGACUCUCAUCAAACUAUUUCCAAAAAUUCAAGCGGAUGCCGGGUCCUGAUUGGGCACAAAAAAUGUUUUGUAUUAUUGUGCCCAAUUGGCAAACAGUUUCUCCUGGGUUCUUUUCGUGAGUUCGUACACGAGGGCUAUUGUCUUGCUACACUUGCCCAGUUCGUUCACCAAGCUUGUGUGUACAAGGGAAACUUUUAUUUUCUACUUUCCUAACCAGAAACGAAGGAACUACCGUUGUGCCGUCGAAAAAACGUUUGGGAUGCUAUCAACAGGAGCAAUUCAAUUUGCCCCGAGAACAUUCUGUUUUUGACUCAUCACAAUAUAUCAUAAAUAAUGGAAAGUUUAAGAUGCGGCAGCGAUGAGAAAGUCAAAUAAGCAAUCGCUUGACAAGGCAAAAAAACACUUUGCACAUGCAUCACACUUUUUUGUACAUUAAAUUCUUUGCCUUCAACUACACGACCACCUGUGAAAAAGCCUAAUCAGUCAUGUUUUGUGAAGGACGUAAACAAGCAAUGACAAAAUUUGUUCUCUUCAUGAACUUGGAUAUGGUUGAUAGAAAUUCAGCUCCAGAAGAGUUCGCUUGCAUUUGACAAAGUAAGCCAGUUGGAAUAAUCACGAUAGAAACUGAAGAAAUGGGAAUUCCCUCUUCCGUGCGACAUUUUCGUGGUUGUUGGUCGUCAUGGUAUCUUUUAAAAACUCCCUAAUAUUCACUCAAGACAUGACAGAUGCAAGCGUAAAUACCUGUUGUAAGCUCAAGCUUGUAUUUUUGGAAAAGGGUCUUUCGUUUUCGGGCAGACAGUGUUUUGAAAUCAGAUGGGGAUUUUAUAUCAAACUGAAAGUUUCCUGACUGCGUGCAUUUCUUUGGUGCAUGAGCCAGACAAGCCGUGAUCGAGACAAUAGCCGUCGUGUACGAACUCACGAAAAGAACUCAGGAGAAACUGUGCGCUGAUAAGGCACAAUAAUACAAAGCAUUUUUUGUGCCCAAUCAGGAGCCGGCAUCCGCUAGAAUUUUUGGAAAUAGCUCGGUGAGAGUCGGUACCCAGGGGCUCUUUCACCCGUACUUGAAAACUUUUGUCCCGCCUUUUCUCCCCACCUGACUGACUGUCCCUGGGUCUCCGAGGAUGAAUGGGUCCCAAAUUAUCAGUGUGAUGCGUGAUUGGGUCCAAAAUAGCUGCGUGAUGCGUGACUGGACAUAGCAGUGUGAUGCGUGAUUCACUAUUUUCAUAACGAGUGACUCAUGAUUUUCUUUUCUGAUUUCCGUGAUUGCUGAAUAUCAUUUGAAACUAGAAGCACAGGCAUUGAAAUCAGAUAGUCAUAACAUCAUUUUCUGGUCCCUUUUCUUAUUCCUCAAGCUCAGCUGAUCUCCUUUAAAAAUCAUAUUUUGACCUACAUGAUGGCAAAUUUAUUUUCCCUCUGAUGAGGGGUGUACUAAAAAAAGUCAGUGUGAUGGGUGGUAGGUAACCCUCCUUUGCCACCCUGUAAGACCUUAUCUUCUCUUUCGUAAGCUUACAAAAACUCACAAACAGUUUGCAAGAAUAGACUCGUAUGUGGUACAGUUGUGGGAUGAGUACUGCACCCUAACCUUCCACCUAGGGUGCCACACCGGUGGAGAUCUUGUGCAGUCUUUGGUGUACUGGUGCUCAUAACCACUUAGACCAAUAGUAAACCAUAUCAUAUCAAAAAUAUGGUGGAACCCUUUUGAAACGUCCACCUUUGGAAAAACCUGUAAUCCCAUAUAAUGAGACUGUGAUCAUCAUUAGCAGAGCUGAUAAACAAACUCUUAAUAGUAAGAAAUUUAAUAUUUUCACUCUCACUAUUUUUUAUCAGUCAAACAGAGAAAACAGUGAUAUUGAAUUGAUCAUAUCGCUUGACAGAAGGUGGAUAAAAAUAACACAACAAUGACCAUUGUGUAAAUAAACACAUUGUUAAGGUGCAUUGAUGCUCCCUUUGAUACCUGACUCAAUAGUACAUGUAUAUCAGCUGACCGAAAGAACAUCCUUAUAUUUCUGCAGUGUCUAUCCUUGCUGAAACCAAACUAAUAAUGCACUAUACUUCACUGGUGAUUACAACCUAAAAAUAAAGGUUUGAAUUUCUUACAUAACAUUACCAUUUUCAGAUACCAAGAAUUUCCUGUGACCAGAAGCCCAUCACCUCCUGCUAUGACACAGUACAGUCACAAAAUCCAGCCUCAAAUAGUAAGGGAAAACAGAAUCGUUCUUUUGUAAAGCAAAUCAGGAAGAGGGUAAGAAUUUAAGCUAUGUCUGUAUUUGUAGCUGGUGUCUAUGCUCUUUACAUUUUUUUUGAGAAGGCUUGCCAGAUCUUUUAUGGCAUGCCAUGUCUUUUAACCCAUUCGCCCUUGGAGAUUUUGCUGAAAAAUGCAUUUUGAAGCUAGUCAAGCGGUUUUCUGGUCACUGUCGCACUAGUAAGAGCUAAAACUUACCAAAAAGCCAUUUACAGGUUGUACACUUUGUAGCCUUCUGAUCCAGAUGCAACAUACUAGCAUGUGAAGAUCGGGCAUGUGCAGAAAGCAAAAUUUCAAGCUAGUUUUUGGGUUUAAAAGUGACACAGCAGUCUUGACUUUUAUUUGUCACUUUCUCUCCUCCCUUCUUUUUUUGUCUUUCAUACUUCAUUUUUUUUAUUUUGCUGGACAUUGUUUAGGCUUCAUUUUUGGUGGGAAAAGUUUUUAGGAAAGCUUUUAUGAUCUUAGUGGAACAUCUAUCAUCUAUCAUCUAAAAAUUGCAAAUUUCUAAGAAUGAUGACUUUUUACCAUACAUGUAGAUGAUACCAAAGACAUUAAUAAUACUAUUUUUUUCUUUUCAGUUGGAUAAGUGGUACUCAGCGACAAAAACUCCAGCAUGUGUGAUAUACCUAAGAGGUGGUACUGUUCUCUGUGAAGGUAAAGUCUAUUGUAGAUUUUUAAUCAGUUUACAUGUCAACCACAUCUUGGUAAAUCUCGUACUCAGUAUUGUUAAAAGCAGACAGAGCGCAAAUUUUAAAAUUUUUGUUGCCUACUUGAACAAGGGACUUGUAGUAGAUAACUUAAAGUGAACUGAGCAAAACAUCACCAGGAUUUUCAGACCAAUAAAAUAAGUAUAUUUUACUUUUAGAGUUUGAACAAGCCUGAGAUAAUCUUGCUUCAAAUUUAAUUACUCGGUAGAAACUAAGUAAGGUGAUAGACCUUGAUGCAUGUAAUAAUUUGACUUGUACUGAUGUACAGGUGUACUUGUAACCACAGUUAUGCCUUCUCUUGAAAGGAUCACUGCUGAUCACACCCCUUCAAUUCAAAUACAGCUUUUUGAUAAGUUUAUUUUGACAUAGAGUUCACCUUGAAUUACGCUUAUUUACAGUACAUUUCCUAUCUGCACUCACUUGAAUCAUUAUCAUUAUUUUUGCCAGGCCCUGAAUUUCUGAAAGCCAGGUUUGGUAGAAAUGUUGACAUACAGAGGAAGUUCCUUCGUGCUGUCCUUAAUCAUGGUUAGUCACUGGGACAAUAAAAUAUUAUGCAGUUAUUCAGACUGUUCCAUAAAAAUGUAACUGCUUACAGAAGUACAUACAGUGAAAUACACCACACAAGAUGUUGUGGAUCAAUGAUAUCAUGUAUUCAAUUUUUGUUUGUCGUGCCAUGAGUAAUAUUAUAAUAGUGAAACAAUAAAGAGAAAACAUUUCCAGGGGUAAAGUUAAAUCACAUUUACAUAUAUGUUUUAUGAUAAAUACUUUUACUUAAUCAAGCUGAUAUGAGUAACAUAAUGGUGAUUAGUGAGUUAUUGGUCAUAAAUAAUAUUUUAAAAACAGUGUUAACCAGGCUGGGCAGAUCCAGAAAAUUCAGAAAGAAAGGAUCGAAGAAAUUGAGGGGGUCACCUGUCCACUGAAAAAUCUGGGCUAUGGAGAUACUUUUUAUUAGCGCACAGAAUGUAACUUCUGUCGGGAUGUUAAUUAUACAAUGUAGGCUUUGGAAGACAGAUUCCCAGAUAAUUUUUGGGAUGUGCUAAUCUCCUUGAGCAAUGCUUAGAGGCACCCAUUAUAAUAAUAAUAAUUAUCAUUAUAAAAUUUUUAUGCAGAAGUUUACUUCUAGGUAACAACGUCCAGUCUGAGGAGGAGAUUUCCUCUGAGAAUGUGAAUGGCGAAGCACAUUUUCCUGUUUCCCUUCCACCAGAAGGAGGAAAUUAUAAAGUUGAAGAUCUUCGAAAAAUUGUCACAUCUUGUGUGACCAUUGGGAAAAGUGGUAAUGGUAUUAAAUAUUAUCUAACUGCAAGCUGUGCUCUAACAAAAAUUGGGGGAAGCCCAGUGCUCUGAACCCCUAAAUCUCGGGUGCCCAGCACAUAUUUUAUAUGAGAAAAGUUAGAUUUUCUAGUCGCCCAAUAGCAAAAAUUAAGGUCCAGAGGCCACCAGGGGCUGCUAGAGCAUAGCCAUGACCUGUAUUUUUAUCCUGAAUCCAGACUGGUUUUAACUGAGUUGACAGUGCAACCUCGUUCAUCGCGGAAGUGGGGGGAGUACUGUUGAAGCAAGUUGGGAAAGAAAAGACCCGCCUGGCCUCGCAGGUGAACUUUGCCUCCCCCAUUCUCCGAGUCUAAAUUUCAGGCACUUUAGUCUGAAGUAAGGUACAUUUUUUUACAUGCACAGUUGUGUAGAAUAUGGGGAGAGGGAAGACGAUGAUCGUUUGAGGAAGGUGAAGUGGCCCGCACUCGAAAUGCAUAGAUUGUUUCUUUCUUAAGUUGAAUGCUAUAAGAUUGUUUUUAGCAUGAACAAACUAGAUGUUGAAAGUCUAAUUUUGAAUUUACUAAGUGCAAUUCAACCCAUGCUAAUCACCCAUAUAAGCUACUAUAUGUUAAGCCAGCAAAGUGUUAGCCUGUGAAAACAUCCGUUUCUCCUCGCUCUUCGUCGCUGAGGACGUUUCGCGCGGAGGAACGUCUGCGACUCAGUGACAGAAAUUCCAUACUGAUGACGCAAAUCAAUGUUUACAUAAUAAAUCCGGUAGUCAUGGGGUUCCAAAUAUAAAUUUGUCUAAUUUUGCGUGUCUUCUGGUCGAUUUUGGUAGUGUUGCGUUGAUCUCCCCACGAGCUCCAGCAAAACUCAAAUGCUUCUUCUAGAGAAGACUAUAUUGCACAAAUAUUGACUGUUUUGUUAGAGAUUCUUCGUGUUUACAUUUGACCUUUUUGGCCUUUUGUCUUUUGUCUGUCAUUUGUAAACAAUAGCUAAAACAAUGUAACUGCUCCGUCGACGAAUCAGCGCUUCUGACUGCAUUCUGGACAGAUUUUACGUCAUUACUAUGGAAUUUCUGUCGCUGAGUCGCAGACGUUCCUCCUCGCGAAACGUCCUCAGCGAUGAAGAGUGAGGAGAAACGGAUGUUUUCGCAGGCUAGCAAAGUGUAAUCCAUAUGAAUAAAUUCCUUUUCCUAUCCUAAUCGUGCAGGACUGGAAUAUUAGUCUACCAGGAUCUAUUGUUGAUGCUGGGAGCCUGAACCCAGCCUGUCGUUGUCCAAUUGCUUUCCUCUUUGGUAUUUUUUGCACUGUAGAAAGAGCUCUGUAUUUUAAAACAUGGGCAAGUUUGGUCAACAUCAUGAAAAUGAAAAUGCUAUUUUUGUGGAUUCUGUGUUUGUCCAGCAUCAAGGCCACCUUAUCACGUCGUGGUUGCAAACCAAGAAUAAAAGCACUGUUCAGUGUUUGUUGCCUACUUUUCCUCUGCAAACACAUGGCUAACAGUUAGCUCACAGAUGAAUGUGUGUUGCACUGCUAAUGAAAUAUCUUCUUAAGUUCAUCGUUAUUUGAUUGUUUUGUUUCUGUAUUAUAAAUUAUAGGGUAUUGUAAUCCCUAUUGGGGAAAUGCGGAAUAUCGACCCUGCUGGUGGCCACAGGAAAUUCCAUUUGCCUCACCCUGCACAGGAAGUAUGUCAUGGCUAAAAUAGUAAUACUCAGUUGUCAUCUAUUAUGUUGAUGUCAUAGGUCAAAAUGUAAUCUAGGCUAACUUCUUUUUAACCUACGUUGAUUCUCAGUCUGCUUUGUUCCCUUCCCUCCCCCUCCCCCUCACAGGGCUACUUCAUUGUUAUAGUGAGGGGGAUGAUUGAAAGGGAGCAAACCUCAAAACCCCAAAAAGUCCCUAAACCAAAAAUCUGAAGCGAAGUUUUCUUGCCUUAAAAAUCUUCCACGAAGUACAUAACAGAAUAAAAUUUGAUGUUUGUGGUUGUUCCUUCAUACCAUCUGCAGUUUGCAUGAGCUAUAGAUUAACAUACAUGGUUUUCUAUCUACCUCUUAUGUGAGUUUUAUAUAAAGUAAAAAGAACAAGAUGAAAAAUGCCUCCUGGCCAAAAGUCAGCCUGUCAGUCAAAAUUGGUGGUGAGAUAUAAGCAGUGUUACCCUGAUGUCUCCAUUUAGAUCCCUCAAGAAAUAGGCCUUGUCGUAAUCUCACUACCAAUUUCCACUAACAGGCUUAUUUUUGAAAAGGGAACAUUUUUAAUAAUAUUGUGAUAUCUGGAUUUGCCAAACAGUUCAAAUUUUCAUAAUUAUCGUCAAAUUUUUUUGUUAUCACAUGAUUUUACUCUAUUUAGAAAUCUGCUUGUUCCAUCUUUCAACUAUUUACAUGUUUCUUGUAAUUUAUCACAGUCUGUCUACCCUGGGUGCCAGAGACUUUUCUAGUGCGGUUUCCAGUUUCUGUCAAGUCUUUAUAGGGACCUGUGCUGCCACUCAAGAUUCCCGCUGCACGCAAGAAGUAAACCUCCUGUACCCGGGUACAUCCUGACACAAAAGACUGGGAGCUGGGGAUUUCCCCCCAACUACUUUUAUAGGAUAAUUAAGGUGACUCGACCCAGUUUUUUUGGGGGGGGUACCAUCCUACUUUGAAGCUCUCUGGUAUCCCCACCUUUACUUUUAUCGUACGUCUAACACAUAGAAUGGAUAACAUAUAGAUCAAUCUGCAAUAUAACAUAAAAUUUUUGGCGAUCGGAGUAAAUGUCACGUGGUUAUAAUGCCACGCCCCUUUGAGGUCUGAGUCGAAAAUCGGCUGUUGCCGGCAUUUUUUCGUGAAAAUCUCUCGGCUACACGUAGUGCGCAUUAGUGCCUUGCGCUGAACAGAGUUUCACCAAAAUCGCAAAGACCCAAUUCGAGAAAUUCAGCGGUUUCCAAAUUUAGGUCAUAAUUUAUGCGAAAAUGAUAAGCAAACUUUACACGGAUUAUAUAUAAUAAACUAUGAGAUUCAUCUCCUUAUUUUGGGCAUCGUUAUAACAGAUGGGUCCUUGCAAGUCAGCAAAACGCUUUAGGGCCUUGUAAAUGCGCGUGAUUUCGAGCAAAGCAAACAUAUAGAAAUUAUAGUUUUCGCUAUUUGUUGACGUUUGUCAGCGUUUGAGAGUCCUUCUCACGAAAAAAGCAUUUUCUUAAAAAUUCGUAAUUUUUUUUCCUUCAAAUUUUUUCAGGGCCACAAUUGAUUACCUAACUACUCGGACUCUGAAUUUCAUGGUCAUUGAAAAACUGUCACAUUAUCUUCUAUAAGCUCAAACUUGAGUAAACAUUGAAGAUUUUUAGCGUUUUGGCGGAGUUUGUGCUUUGGGAGUUGUCUAUUGUUUCUAGUCUGUCAUUAUACAGCAUUCUUGUUCAGCACGCGUGCAAUGACCACACUUGGCUGACUUCCGAAUGCUCACCGAGAUAUUCCCGUCACGAGUUGGUUUAAUUAUUUGCUUGCAUUAAAUGAUAUUUUUGUAAUAGUAAGUAGACUUAGUGUGUAGCACUUCUUGAUUUUUUUGCAAAGACACAAGAAGCACGAGAAUUGAUGAAAAAUUGUUAGUUAAACCUCUAUGUAUCACGCGAUGGCCUGUCUCACUGUACCAAAUUUAUAAUAUCUCGGUGAGCAUUCGGAAGUCAGCCAAGCGCGGUCAUUGCACGCGUGCUGAACAAGAAUGCUGUAUAAUGACAGACUAGAAACAAUAGACAACUCCCAAAGCACAAACUCAGCCAAAACGCUAAAAAUCUUCAAUGUUUACUCAAGUUUGGGCUUAUAGAAGAUAAUGUCACAGUUUUUCAAUGACCAUGAAAUUCUGAGUCCGGGUAGUUAGUUAAUCAAUUGUGGCCCUGAAAAAAUUUGAAGGAAAAAAAAUUACGAAUUUUUAAGAAAAUGCUUUUUUCGUGAGAAGGACUCUCAAACGCUGACAAACGUCAACAAAUAGCGAAAACUAUAAUUUCUAUAUGUUUGCUUUGCUCGAAAUCUCGCGCAUUUACAAGGCCCUAAAGUGUUUUGCUGACUUGCAAGGACCCAUCUGUUAUAACGAUGCCCAAAAUAAGGAGAUGAAUCUCAUAGUUUAUUAUAUAUAAUCCGUGUAAAGUUUGCUUAUCAUUUUCGCAUAAAUUAUGACCUAAAUUUGGAAACCGCUGAAUUUCUCGAAUUGGGUCUUUGCGAUUUUGGUGAAACUCUGUUCAGCGCAAGGCACUAAUGCGCACUACGUGUAGCCGAGAGAUUUUCACGAAAAAAUGCCGGCAACAGCCGAUUUUCGACUCAGACCUCAAAGGGGCGUGGCAUUAUAACCACGUGAUAUUUACUCCGAUCGCCAAAAAUUUUAUGUUAUAUUGCAGAUUGAUCUAUAUGUUAUCCAUUCUAUGUGUUAGACGUACGAUAAAAGUAAAGGUGGGGAUACCAGAAAGCUUCAAAGUAGGAUGGUACCCCCCAAAAAAAACUGGGUCGAGUCACCUUAAUACAAGAGGAAAAUAGAGCCAAUUGAAAAGAAAUCCCUGGCUGUUCCUGUUUAUUAUUAAAUGAAUAUAGCUGGUAUCUCAAAAUCUUAUAUCACAUUUAUGUGUAUAAUUAUGGAAAAUGUCAGAUAGUUAUACAAUAAAUAAAUACUUGUAAAAGGUCAAAAUGAAAUUCAGGUUACCUGGGUCAGUUCUCAGUUUUGUUUGUCUCCUCACCUUAAUCAUUCAUGCAUAGGGGCAAGCAGACAAGGGAAAUUGAGAAUCAGUCUAGGAUGCAUCUGUAUUUAAUUUUAAACUGUAACAUAUUUGUUCAAUUAACAUAAUCAUUGCUUUCAGAAUCCAGAUUAUCCAAGAUGCAUCUUGUCAGGGUGAUGGAAUGCUAUCGUUCAUUUUGUUCAUCUAAAACCAGUUCAGGUACACGUAUUGUACCAGCACAGCAAGUCAAUAGUGGUGAUGAAGAAACCACAACCCAAGAAGAUGGACAGGAACCUGGUGCGCAUAAAAUGAUAUUAUAUUGUAUUACCACAGCAGGACAGUAGUAGCUAUGUAGAGGUCUACAAUGACACCAGAAGAUGCAGGCCAGUGUCCUGUUUCAUGCAUAUAUUAGGGAGCUUAAGCAUUGUAAGCAUUUUUGAGCGACAGACUUCAGCCAGAAGUGGACUUUCUGUAUCACUGAGCAGUGGUUUGGUUCAAACUCUCGGGUAAAUCGUCUUUAUACACUGUAAGAGAAAAGAAACUUAGCAAUAGAAAUUUGUUAGCAUCAAGGCGUGUAAAAAAAUAGAAGGCCAUACUUUGAGUUGACAUGGGUGGCUAAAAAAUGUCUUUCCUUAAGCUCCCUAUUGUACCACCAUAGCUGUAACAUUGGUGAACAUUGAAAAUAUUGGUCACAAAUAAUGUUUUGCCACUUAAAUUAAAGGCUUAUUCUUAAUACUUAUAUUUACCAGGCCAGGCAGAUCUAGAAAUUAAGCGAUCGAAGAAGUUGUGGGGUUCACCUAUCCACUGAAAAAUCUAGAACUCUGUCUCCUCAAGCAAGGCUUAGAGCCACCCAUUAGGAUAAUCAUAAUUAUCAUUAUCAUUAUCUUUAUGCAGUACAUGUAGUUUUCUUCCAGAUAGCAACGACCAGUCGUUAGAGGAGAUUUCCUCCCAGAACAUGAUUGCCCAAGCACAUUUUCCUGUUUCCCUUCCACCAGAAGGAGGAAAUUGUAAAGUUGAUGAUCUUCGAAAAAUCGUCACAAAAUGUGUGACCACUGGGAAAAAUGGAGGUGAUGUUAAAUAUUAUCUUACUGAGUUUUUUUAUCAUAAAUCCAGACUAGUUCUAAUUGAGCUCACAACCUCCUUUCUAGUGGGGGAAGGAGCAAGGAAGACCUUGGGAGCAAAAUUGGGCAAGAAUUUAAGACCCACCUGGACCUGAAACUUUGCCUCUCCCAUUCUCUGAGACUUCAGCUUCUCAAGGAGGGUUGUCCAAUACACACAAAUAGAGUCUGGUCGUCUAACUAUUAUCGAAGUUGAGCCAUUGUUUUGGAUGUCAGGGUGUGGUUUCUAGGGAAAAGAGUAGUGUCCACUGUCUGUAAUUGCAAGUUGAGUAGUUUCCUCUGUCAUGUAGCCAGUUCGAUGGGGUGGUCACAUCCCGUCAAGGGAAAUCUCGUCAUGAAAAUGAAAAUGCUAAUUAUGUGGAAAAUUUUUUAUUGUUUUGUCCUACAUCAAGGCCACCAUGUUAUUCUUAUUCUUGGUUUGCAACCAAGAGUAAAGCACUGUUUAGCAUUUUUUGCCUACUUGAACUCUACAAACACUUGAAUAACUGCUCACAGAUGAACUGUUAAUGAAAUGUGAAAUAAAUAGGUGUUGCACUGUUAAUGAAAUAUCUUCCUACAUUUAGUAUUAUUUGAUUGUUUUUUUCUGUAUUAUAAAGGGUACUGUUCUCCACAUUGGGGAAAAGCGGAAUAUCGACCCUGCUGGUGGCCUCAGGAAAUUCCAUUUGUCUCACCCUAUGCAGGAAGUAUGUCUUGGCUAAAAUAUUUUGUAGUACUACUCAAUUGUCAUCUAUUCUUUGGAUGACAUAGGUCAAAAUUAAAUUCAGGCUAAAUUUCUUUCAGCCUAUGUUUGAUUCUUCAUCUGCUUUGUUUCCAGUUGGAGUGCUCUAAAGUUAAAGCUAAAAAUGUCCCUGAACCAAAAAUUAACCGCAAAAAAAUCCCAUGCUGACUUUUCAUACAGGAUUAAAUGAUUUAACUUUCAAAAUAAUUGAACAUUGAAUAUUUGUGGUUGUUCGUUCAUCAUACCAUCUGCAAUUUGCAUAGGCCUUAAAGUAAAUGAUUUUCUGUCCACUUCUUGUCAAAGUUGUUUAUAGAGUAAAAAGAACAAGAUAAAAAGUGGCCAAAAAUUAACAUGGCAGUAGAAAUUGGUGGUGAGAUUUAAGUACUGUUAUGCUCUGAUGACUCCAUAUAGAUCCUUGUUAAAUAGUGCUGGACUGUAAAUGUCAUGAUCAUGAAUAAUCUCACCACCAAUUUCCUUUAACAGGCUGAUGCUUUGUAAGCCUAGGGGAGGUUUUUCACCUUUUUCUUUCUGUACUGGUUAAUAAAUGAGCAGGAAUGUAUUAUCAGGUUUUUAAAACUGCCUCGAAUUUUUAAGCCUGAUAAUACAUGACUGUGAGUUUUUUGAACGGCAAGAAAAUCUCUGUUAUUGAUCAACUCAUUCUUGCACUAAUAUUUGGAUUUGGGGUUAUAUAUUUGGUCUAAAAAAUAUUUGGAUGCAAAGUUUAGCCAUAUCUUUAUCAGACAUAAAGACACUCGUUAAACAUUAUUUUCUUUUGACUCUUCUUGAUGAAUUAUCAAUGAGUUUUUGAAGAAUACGCCAAUAGCAACCAAUCCCACAAUUUCGAGUUUUGGUGACAUCACAUUUCUAUAGUCUUUAGAAAUCUGCUUAUGUUCCAAAUUCCAGCUGUGUAUUUUCUAACUUGUCACAGGUCUGUCACAAAAGGCUGGGGGCCGGAGAUUUUCCCCCAACUACUUUCGUAGGAACCAAAACCCUGUUCUCAUAUCACAUUAUUGGAAAAUUAGAAUAAGUUUAUUUUAAAUGGUUAUACAUUUAUUUGUAAAAGGUCAAAAUUAAAUUCAGGGUGUUCUCAAUUUCUUUUGUCUUUCCUGCAUUGGGGCAAGCAAACAAUGGAAAUUGAGAAUCAACGUAGGUAACGUAAUAAAUAUUUCCUCAAAUACGUAAUCAUUAUUGCAGGAUCCAGAUUAUCCAAGACACAACUGGUCAGGGUGAUGGAAUGCUAUCGUUCAUUUUAUCCAUCUAAAACCAGUUCAGGUACACGUAUUGUACCACCACAACAGGUCAAUAGUGGCAAUGAAGAAACCAUAACCCAAGAAGCUGGUCAGCAACCUGCUCCACAUAACAUUAUCUAUAUUGUAUUCCCACAAGUGAACAACAGCAGCAAUGUACAAACAGUAACACCAGAAGAUGCAGGCCAGCGUUCUGAUGCAGAUAUUGUACCACCACGACAGGAAACUAAUGACAAUCCAGAAAUCUUAACACAAGAAGAUGGCCAGUCAGAAGUUCUAUAUGCGCUACAAGGUGCUGUUGGUGCUACUACUUCUAUUUUGACCGAGAGGGACUAGAGCGACAAAACUGUUUCCUGCAAAACGAAUUGAAAGACGGUGUCGUUUUAUCACAUGUUAUCAGGAAUGAAACCUGUCUUGAAAUGGCUUAGGUUGUUGCAGAGAGAAGAGAGUACACUAAGACAGUUGUAGUUAGACUGUUUGCAACAAAAUAUGUACAAAAUUUGCAGCAGUCUUGCUUAUGGCGUAAUUCCCUUCCAGUCAGAAGGCGUUCUUCCCUGGUGAACACUUAAGUGCUCAGAGCAAUCCAGUGUUGUAAGCUGGGUGCCAGAAACUUUAGUUCUCCUGUCUUGUCUUGUUUUGUUGAAGUCUACAGCCUUUGGCAAAAGAUAUGCCAGCCGCAGGUCCACACCGAAUCAGCCUUCUGUACGCAAGAAAAAAGCUCUAGUACUCAUAUUAUUUGUCACUUGAAUAUUUUCUUAGUUCUCUCAAAUUUCAUCGCAGAUCAGGUCAUCUCUGGAGAGAGUUAAAAUGACUGGGAUGUCCAGUCCCUCGCUCCAGUUCAGGGAGGGUUUUCUUUGUGUUAUGGCUUGUAAUUGCGUUUCAUUUGUAAAAUCGAAAAAUGCGAAAUAUGUGAUGUCACCAACAACUUAUUUCACAGCAGUCCUUGUAGUUCAUGUAUUCAUUGUUACCUAAUCACUCUCCUUGGUAGCAGUAUAGCGUACACCAAAUGAACCUUUUUUUAAGGAGGAAUCUCAUUAACUUGAGGGGAUAUGCAUGAAGUUAUAACCUUUAAUUGUGAACAUAUAAUGCAAUGGAAGAUAGUAUUACAUGCUAUUUUAAAAUUUUUUGACGGGUUUGACAAGUUUACUGUUUUCUCUACACCACAACCACCAAUAUAAUAUUGGUUCACGGGCAAACCGUUUUGGAUAAAUGGUAAGCAA
This is a messenger RNA of Porites lobata, 13604 nucleotides long. NCBI's taxonomy places the organism in Eukaryota, Metazoa, Cnidaria, Anthozoa, Scleractinia, Poritidae. The record is from the annotation of a GenBank genome assembly.